Molecule: messenger RNA, 882 nt
Organism: Sesamum indicum (sesame)
Lineage: Eukaryota; Viridiplantae; Streptophyta; Magnoliopsida; Lamiales; Pedaliaceae
Molecular function (GO): zinc ion binding; nucleic acid binding
Source: RefSeq, a predicted model, not a curated record
AUGGACUAUGUGCUGUUCCAGAAUCCACUGGAAAAUCCAGCAGAAAUCUCCACCCUUGCCAUUAUUGCAGCAGCGAUCCCCGCAGGAGGGACGACCACAAAAUCUGAGGAUGAGGCAAAAUUAAAAUACGACAGAGACAAUAAAACAGUGAGAGGUCACCUACAUAAUCAAAUGAAUAAUUCUCUGUUCGAUUUAUUCGUCAACUAUAGGAGUGCGAAAGAAAUCUGGAGUACAAUGGAGAUAAGAUACGCAGGUGAUGACGCUGGAAGGAAAAAGUACAUCAUCGUUAAAUGGGUUCAAUUUCAAAUGGUCGAUGAGAAGCCUAUAAUGGACCAAAUCCAUGAGUACGAGAACCUAGUGACUGAAGUGCUGAGCGAGGGCAUGAAAAAGUGUGAAAUUUUACAAGUCAAUGUACUACUGGAAAAAUUCCCUCCUACUUGGAAUGAAUAUCGCAACAACUUGAAACACAAGAAAAGGGAUCUAACCCUCCAAGAAUUAAUCAGCCAUAUGAGAAUGGAAAAAGCAAAUCGCCUAAUAGAUAAGGAAACUUCUCUCUCUUCUCUUUCAGUUAAAGCUAACUUUGUAAAGUUUAUUGGAUCUAAAAACAAGUUUCACCAGAAUAAAGGAAAAGUUUUUCAAAAGAACAAUCAACACAAGACAUUUAAAGGACAUGAUGGCAAGAUCCAAAAGAACAAAAUAUCGUGCUACUACUGUGGGAAACUAGGACACAAAGCGUACCAGUGCUACCAAAGAAAAGAUCAACAGAAGGCAAACCAAAAACUAAUUACUAAAUCUACUCCACAAGUCAACCUAGCUGAAAAUGACGAGAUCAACACUGCAGUGGUUGUGGAAGCCAACCUUGUAGAGAACGAAGAAGACUAG